AUGACUAACCUGUUGAGCCCCUUCGCAACUCUGCUUCAAAUGGCCUGGCCUCCUAACCGCGAAGCAUCACGGCCGACAAACGGGACUAUUCACAUGUUUCCUGGCGCCACGCCGGACAGCCUGGAGCAGAUAGAGGAGUCAUCGUCCGGAGACGAGGAUAUCUAUCAAGACUCAGACAAUGAAACAGUACCAGAAACACAGGUAAACCGGGGUACGCUUAUGGAACGGAUUCCGGGGAUAUCAACGCUCCUCCGAACAGUCAUCAUUUGGUCUCAGCCCAGUCAAGCAAGCCGCGAACCAAGACCACAGUUCUAUAUCACUAGGCCUACCGGUACCAAAGUUCCUCUGAUACCUUUGGAUGAGCUACCUGCUGGCCUUAAGAUCGGUAGACAGAAUUGGUAUAGCCAUCUCUGGCCACGGCGAAUGACGCCCGUGUCAGAAUUCAGAGUCCGGCAUGCAGGAGAGUACGAAGUAACCAUCCGGAGCGGCACACAGUUCAAGCGCAAACGGUUUAGCGUAAGCAGGGGGCAGUCGGACAAACAAGAUGGCUCCGAGCCGCUUCUUGACUGUUGUACUUGUUCAACUGUCAAGAACCUUACGGAAGGCACCGAGGGUCUCUCUCGGUUUCAGGGCAACUGGAGGAAUCCUACGCAGUCACUCUUGUUGCCACAGAGAGGACAGAAUAACCAACGCUACGGGACAUUCUCUCCGCAGUCCUCAUUAAUAAUGGAUUUAUCUGAAGCCUCCAACGUUGAUUCCAAAGACACUGCAGCAGAAACGGGUGGAACUGGCUUCCAAAGUGGGCAGGGCCGGGAACCCCCCCGACAAGCAUUUGAUCUACUGCUGGAUGAUGCACCAUCAGACCUAAGUAGAAGCGUCCUGUGGGAGCUUGAUGGUACAGUGGUCCCUCGCAAUGAUCGACCUGAUGCACCGGCGGAUACAAACGCUAUACCGCAAAGCCGCUCAAAUUCGACAAGAUUUAUGAAUUAUCCUCUGUACCAGUUAAGUGAGAGGCUGCGGAUGUCUCGUAUUCAGGAGCCCGACGAGACGUUAGAUUGA
Nannizzia gypsea CBS 118893 is the source of this 1059-nucleotide messenger RNA. RefSeq lists its product as hypothetical. Lineage: Eukaryota; Fungi; Ascomycota; Eurotiomycetes; Onygenales; Arthrodermataceae. Bases 1 to 1059 code for a protein of 352 amino acids. The transcript has a single exon. The record is from RefSeq and is a predicted model, not a curated record.